This is a messenger RNA of Arachis duranensis, 2609 nucleotides long. Its product is annotated as fimbrin-5. Gene Ontology annotation, cellular component: actin filament bundle; cytoplasm; actin filament. The record is from RefSeq and is a predicted model, not a curated record. Gene Ontology annotation, biological process: actin filament bundle assembly; actin filament network formation. Lineage: Eukaryota; Viridiplantae; Streptophyta; Magnoliopsida; Fabales; Fabaceae. Gene Ontology annotation, molecular function: actin filament binding. Bases 264 to 2246 code for a protein of 660 amino acids. The transcript has 15 exons.
UAAUUUCCUUGGUGUUCGCGGGUCCUAUCGCCACCACGUUAUUUACUCUCAACCCCUCUCUCUCUUUUUCUCUGUCUCUGUCUCUGUCUCUGUCUCUGUUUUACUCUCUCUCUCUCUUUCUCUUUCUCUUUCUUUCUUUCAAGCUUCACGCAGAAACGAUGAAUUCGCCUUCCUUCAUUCCUUCGCUUCUUUUUCUCACUCUAUAAGUGUUCUUCUUCCUCGUCUUCCAACUGUUUCAUCAUUUCCCCCAACCCACUUUGAACAUGUCUAGCUACGUCGGUGUCGUUGUUUCUGACCAGGAGCUUCAGAGCCAUUUCACACAAGUCGAACUCAGAUCCCUCAAAUCCAAGUUUGUAUCAGCAAGGACUCAAUCAGGACGUGUUACCGUUGGAGAUUUGCCAUCUAUUUUUAAAGGUUUAAAGGCUUUCAAUGAAUUGUUCGAUGAAAAUGAGAUUAAGGCUAUCUUGGCAGAGUCACAUGACAACAUGGACCAAGAAAUUGAUUUUGAGGGCUUCCUUAGGGCACAUAUGAACUUGCAUGCCCGAGCAACUGCAAAAGAGGGUGGUCCAAAAAGUUCUUCUUCAUUUUUGAAGGCAGCUACAACAACUGUUCAUCAUGCCAUUAAUGAAUCUGAGAGAGCUUCGUAUGUGCAACAUAUUAAUGGCUACUUGGCUGAAGACAAAUUUCUGAAGCAGUUUCUUCCAAUUGAUCCAGCAUCAGAUCAGUUGUUUGAUCUUGCAAAAGAUGGAGUGCUUCUCUGCAAGCUUAUAAAUGUUGCCGUCCCUGGGACCAUUGAUGAACGAGCCAUUAACACAAAAAAGGUUCUCAAUCCAUGGGAGAGAAAUGAGAACCACACCCUUGCCCUCAAUUCAGCAAAGGCUAUUGGAUGCACAGUGGUUAAUAUUGGUACCCAAGAUUUAGUAGAAGGAAGACCACAUCUGGUACUUGGUCUGAUUUCACAAAUAAUUAAGAUUCAAAUGUUGGCUGAUCUCAAUCUCAAGAAAACUCCUCAACUUCUGGAAUUAUUGGAAGAUGACAAGGAUGUGGAGGAACUUAUCAGCUUACCACCUGAAAAGGUUUUACUGAAAUGGAUGAAUUUCCACUUGAAAAAAGCUGGAUAUGAGAAACAGGUUACUAACUUCUCUUCUGAUGUAAAGGAUGGAGAGGCUUAUGCUGUUUUGCUUAAUGCUCUUGCCCCGGAAUUGGCAGGCCCUGCUAUUGCUGCAAAUGAUCCAACAGAAAGGGCUAAAGUCAUUCUUGAGCAGGCAGAGAAAUUAGAUUGCAAGACGUACCUCACUCCAAAAGACAUAGUGGAGGGGUCACCUAAUCUGAAUCUUGCAUUUGUUGCUCAGAUAUUCCAGCAUAGGAAUGGUCUUAAUGCUGACACCACGAAAACGUCCUAUGCUGAGAUGAUGACUGAUGAUGAUCAGACAUCUCGGGAAGAAAGAUGCUUCAGAAUGUGGAUUAACAGUCUUGGAAUUGCUACUCAUGUCAAUAAUCUAUUUGAGGAUAUCAGAAAUGGAUGGGUUUUACUAGAAGUUCUGGAUAAGGUUUCACCUGGGUCUGUCAAUUGGAAGCAGGCAACGAAGCCUCCUAUACAGAUGCCAUUUCGAAAAGUUGAGAACUGCAAUCAAGUUAUAAAGAUUGGGAAGGAGCUGAACUUUUCUUUAGUGAAUGUUGCUGGCAAUGAUAUUGUGCAGGGGAAUAAGAAGCUCUUACUAGCCUUUUUGUGGCAGCUGAUGAGGUUUACCAUGCUUCAACUUCUGAAAAAUUUGAGAUCGCACUCCCAAGGUAAAGAGAUUACCGAUGCUGAUAUUCUGAACUGGGCAAACAAUAAAGUGAAAAAGGCAAAAAGAACUUCACAAAUGGACAGUUUCAAGGAUAAAAAUCUUUCCAAUGGUAUCUUCUUCCUUGAUCUUCUCACUGCUGUGGAGCCAAGGGUGGUCAACUGGAGUCUUGUUACUAAAGGGGAGACUGAUGAAGAUAAGAAGAUGAAUGCAACAUAUAUAAUCAGUGUUGCCCGAAAACUUGGGUGUUCCAUUUACCUGUUACCUGAAGACAUAAUAGAGGUCAACCAGAAGAUGAUACUAAUUUUAACUGCUAGCAUCAUGUAUUGGAGCCUGCAGAAACAUUAUGAAACUAUCACCCCAGAGGCUACUUCACCUGAAGCCGGAGAAAACCAGACAAACACAGAUUUAGCAAAUGAGGUGUCCGAUUUAGCCAUUGAUGAUAAUACAGCUUCAUAAAAUGCCAGCUCUUAGAAACCGCUGCUGACUGCUGAUGUUGAAGAAAGACGCAGCCCUUUAAAAGAUUGAAGUAAAACAUACUCUAUAGAAUGAGUAAAAAGAUAAAUUCAUUUUUGUUUAUAGAACCAAGGGAAAUGCCAUCCUGUAAAUUUUCUUUUUUAGACCUUUUUAGUACUUAGCUACAUUCUUUCAUGAAAAUAACAUGCAAUUUUUCCCAAUAAUAAAUGGGAGGGAGGCAUCGUUUUAUUCUCCAAUUGACAGCUUUUUCUUUGUAGACAAGUUUGGUAGCCGAGGUUUCUCUUCAUGUAUGCACUGAGAAACAUGUUUUAAUCGAAUGAUUUGAACUUCUGAUUAUGUAUUUCA